Messenger RNA from Talaromyces stipitatus ATCC 10500, 1844 nucleotides. Its product is annotated as aminotransferase, class V, putative. Gene Ontology annotation, molecular function: L-alanine:glyoxylate transaminase activity; L-serine:pyruvate transaminase activity. Gene Ontology annotation, cellular component: peroxisome. The record is from RefSeq and is a predicted model, not a curated record. Bases 1 to 1575 code for a protein of 524 amino acids. NCBI's taxonomy places the organism in Eukaryota, Fungi, Ascomycota, Eurotiomycetes, Eurotiales, Trichocomaceae. The transcript has 3 exons.
AUGAACUCAGAGGAGAGAAAUAGCAAGCAAGUACUCUACGAGUACGGAGUAACCAGAUCGCCUGAACCACCCGAGGUCAAUCGCUCAGCAGUUGCAGAUUAUCGCAUUUCCCGCGGCCAACGCUCCCCUUGGCCGCCAACCCGACCACCAGCCAAACUGGCGUCACACUCCGGGCGGGGCAAUGGCAAUGGCAAUAGUGGGAGUAAUCCCAAUGCCCGCCUGUCCCUCAUUGCCAGACAUUUCGACCAACGACUACCGCUGCCUGAAUUGAACACGCCGUUCUCGUCCGAGAGACUGUCUGUCGAGCCUGACGAUCUGGAAUAUAAUCCUAUCCAGCGGACCCCUCCUCCUCCUCAGAUUGACUCGGAUAUUCUUCCUCCUAUUACGCAGUACGACAACGACCGCAAGAACAAGAUGUCUUCGCAGCCUGCUCACAGUACUCUCCUCAUCCCGGGACCCAUUGAAUUCGACGAUGCGGUCUUGCAGUCCAUGUCCCACUAUGCAGAGAGCCAUGUCGGCCCUGCCUUUGUCAGAACGUUCGGCGAAAGCUUGACCCUUUUGCGCAAACUCUUCCAAACCACCGACCCCGCUUCGCAACCAUUCAUCAUCUCCGGCAGUGGAACUUUGGGAUGGGACAUUGUCGCCAGUAACCUUAUCGAACGGGGCGAGGAAGCCCUGGUCCUUCAUACCGGCUACUUUGGCGAUUCAUUUGCCGCCGCAUUGGAGACAUACGGCGCAAAGGCGACUCAACUCAAAGCACCUAUUGGCGAUCGCCCUUCACUCGCCGAAAUCGAAGAGGCGCUGAAACAGAAACAAUACAAAUUGAUCACAAUCACCCACGUGGAUACCUCCACGGGUGUCUUGAGUGAUAUCAAAGCCGUCUCUGAGCUGGUCCACCGCGUCAGCCCGGAUACACUGGUCGUAGUCGACGGAGUCUGCAGUGUUGGUUGCGAAGAAAUCGAUUUCGAUGCCUGGGGUCUCGAUGUCGUUUUGACCGCUAGCCAAAAGGCGAUCGGAUGUCCACCGGGUCUUAGUAUCUUGAUGCUUUCCGGUCGAGCCAUCAACGUCUUCAAGACCCGCAAAACACCCCCGGCUUCAUACUAUGCCUCUAUCGCCAACUGGCAACCCAUAAUGCAGAAUUAUGAGGCCGGUAAACCCUCCUAUUUCGCUACCCCGCCAACUCAACUUGUGCAUGCCCUUCACACGACCUUGAGCAGUAUCACAUCUCGACCAAUGUCUGAACGAUUCGCAAUCCACGCCAAGACAUCAGAUAAAGUCAAAGCUGCCGUUGCAGCUCUGGGAUUGACUCAGCUCGCCACGAAACCAGAAAACCAAGCACAUGCCAUGACAGCCAUCCGCUUGCCGGAGGGUGUAACGGCCCCUGAGAUCUUGCCGGGACUGUUGAAGCGUGGUGUCGUCUUUGCGGGUGGUUUGCACAAGGCGAUUGCGCCUACAUAUAUCCGUUUUGGACAUAUGGGUGUUAGUGUUACGGAUCCGAACAGGAAGGAUAUUGAUAAUGCUAUUGCCGCUUUGCAGGAGACGUAUGCCGAGGUUAAGAAGGCCAAGGGGUUGUAAUUUUGCUUCCAAAAAAAAGAAUAUCUUAUAUAAAAGAAAUAACAUGACUCAGUUAAAGGAUCGAUUGCUUACAGGCCCUCUUUCUAGGUAAUUCGGAUGAAUAGGUUAAUCUGUAACCGCAUGCGCACAGGCACCCAAUCUAACAUCACUUUCUAACACGAAGAAGAGAGUACGGUUAGGAUGUCAGAAAUACCUCGGCUGACAGUAAGUCUUGCCAACGGAUUCCAGUUCUGAAGAUAUCCUGACUGUCAAACAGCCAUCUUAUGCAA